Messenger RNA from Varroa destructor (honeybee mite), 2922 nucleotides. RefSeq names its product Conserved oligomeric Golgi complex subunit 5 four way stop (gene fws). The record is from RefSeq and is a predicted model, not a curated record. Lineage: Eukaryota; Metazoa; Arthropoda; Arachnida; Mesostigmata; Varroidae. Gene Ontology annotation, biological process: intra-Golgi vesicle-mediated transport. Gene Ontology annotation, cellular component: COG complex.
ACAACAGAUAGGACCGCUGUUUGAAACAGUUUUGUCUAGCAAAAUAUAAUCACUGUGCAACAAACAUUCAGGUCUUUUUGGGGUCAUGGUGCGCAACGUGUAUCAAGUGGUGGUCAUCUAUGGUCAGCAUUCGAUGCUUUGUUUUUGUCAAUUCUGAAGGAAUAGAGAACUUUCGUCGUGAAUGAUUUGAUUGAGGAUGUUUCAACACGAAAAAUUAACUUGUUAGUAGUCAACUGCUAAUCAACGUAGAGGAUACAUCAGUCAUGGUUUGAAAAUCCCCAUUCGAUUGUCACUGGAUCAAUAAGGUUUCUAUUUGAGUUAAUCUAGAAUAGUGAUUCAGACGAUUGUACUCGGCGUCUGAAAAUGGCGAAUCCGUUGGUAACUGAUAAAACUCCAAUGGAUAGCGGAAGUGAUACUCCUAUUGCCAACAUCUUAUCAUAUUCAGCAUCCUCUGGGACGCUAAUGUUACCAGACGUUUACGGAGAGAGCGUAGUCAUCGAACAACUGAGAUCAGAUACCCUCUAUCGACACUUUCUGGACGAUGAUUUUGACGCAAAAUCUGUGGCUGCUAAAGCUGUCGAAAACUUAGCGAUCACGGAUCAUCUUGCCAAGAUUUCGGCAGGAAUAUCAUUGGUGGAGCGUGAGAUUCGUCACGAGGUCGGCGAUAAAUACGAUGAACUACUAAGUCAUGCUACCGAUAUUGAGGGACUCGAAAAAAGCCUGCAAGAUACAUUUAGUUCAGUGAAAGCUUUAAAGGUGGUCGGCGAUCGUGUUCAAUCACGGAUGUCUGAAUGCUACGAGAAAGUUGAACAACACACAUUGAUGCUUGCUAGGUUACAUGAUACCUGUGAACUAGCCAGGAGUGUUGCAAGACUGGCCGGUGUCUGUCGACAAUUACGACAAAACAAUUCCAAACAGACCAAGGAUAUGAUGAAAAGCUCCCAACUGAUCUCUGAAGUGUAUUACCUUCUUGCUAAUGUGGGGGAAGGUAUACACUCAAUUAAUGCAGUGCGACCACAUCUCACGUUUGUAAGCGAAUUCCGCGUGGAUCUCGUUCGUCAGUGUCAAGCACUCCUCGAGACCUCUCUGGAGUCUCAGAACUUUGCACAGAUGACCAUUGCUUUGCAGUCAUUCCACAACAUGGGAAUUCUUUUACAGCAGUUGGAUGCUUUACUUACGGCUUGCAAAGAACGCCUUACCAAAGCUACUAAAGAAGCUCUUGAUGUACACAGACUGAGUCAGUCUCCAGAACAGGCGACGUCCGGUGGAAAUAGAUCGUUGCCGGGACGAGCUAGUUUAGGAGGUGGUGCGGCAUUUAGAGGCAAUCUGUGGGCAUCGAUUGAGUCACUGUUGGGAUCUGUCGGGACGCAAUUGACACAGGUGGUUGGAUUCGAAGCUGUUAUGGCUAAACGAAAAGAUACUAAUAGUCACAACACGUUUGCUCAAAUUAUUCAGCAACAACGGAAGCGGAAGUCGGUAAACGGCGAUGCUUCUGAUAACAACGAUGAUGCCGACGUUUUUAAUAAUGACGAUUCAGUAAAGUCGGGAUGCGGCCUGGUAGAGUCGUUGUGGCUGGAGCUAGCGCUGAUGCUUUCCCGAGAACUAAUUGCAGCAUCUGCGCAGUCGACAUUUGUGAGACAGGCAUUUGAGGGUGAAUACCCAAAAUUGAUAAAAAUGUUCACUACAAAACUUGAAGGAGUUGACCUGACGAAGUUGAACUUGGAAUCGCUUGAAACAGCGUACGUGUCCCGGUCUCUGUCGCGUUUGCUCGACUGUGCAAACCUUUGCCUGACGAAUACGCCACCACUUCAGGAUGACGUUGUUGCUGUCGUUAAUGUAAUUAUGUCUGAGAUACGGGUGACUGAAUCCGUCGGUGAUGUACAGCUGUUGCGCAAGGUAUCACGGAACGUAGCUCAAACUGUGGUUCAGUUGGCAUCACGUUCUGAACAGACAGUGAUUAGCGCAGAAGUUCCUGAGGCCAUACAGGUCAUUGGACCAGCAAAUUUGACGCAGAAAAACAACGGGAUGGCUCUUCAGUUAUUGCACAUAUUCAGUGUGCAAGUGUCAUCGUUUCUCGCUAGCCUGAAUUGCGAUGCUACAGCAGUGUCCGUGAUGGCCUCAUCGUUGAAACAGAUCGAUGCUACAAUUUCGUCUUGUCUUUCACCGCUAUUUGGAGCCGUCGGAGGCGCAAUCGAAGCAAUCUUAUUAACGAUGCAUGAAGAGAAGUAUGACCAGCCUGCAACGUCCUCUGGAAAGGAAGUGCAAUGCUCACUGUAUAUGCGCGAGUUAAAUGGUUUUCUACAGAGAGUACUAACAGAGUAUCUGACUUUGUUUCCACCAAAUGCCACCGUACAAGGCAUUGUCCGAGAGAUGGGGUCUCGUACGAUCGAGCUAUUUUUCCGAUUCGUCAGCCUUGUGCGACCAGUUAACGAUGGAGGGUGUUUACGUUUGGCCGCGGACUGUACCCAACUAGAAGCGAGUUUGACUCCGUUAAAGCCCGAGGCUCGCGAAGAUGCAUUUGCACGUCGAUCACGAGCGCUUCGUGCUUUCAGGCCGUUACUUCUUCUUCCUGCGGAACAAAUUGCCCAGGCACACGCAGUCGGUCCUGUUAUCCCCUAUUCAACGAUUCUGCAAUUUUUUUUUUCUAGGGCUCCAUCAGAAAUGAAGUCACCACAUGAUGCUGCAUCAUGGUCGCUUCAACGCUACUCACAGUGGUUAGAUCAACACCCGUCCGAAAAGGAUCGGCUGGUGCUUAUCAGAGGCACACUUGAUUCGUACCUGCGAUGGGUGAGGCAUAAUGGCGUCAAAGAGUUUCCUGCAAUUUACAUUGUCAUCAAUGACCUGCUCUGCAAAGCUGUUGUAAAUUGCGUUUGAUGGAGUCGAUUGACGUGAAACCAUUGAUAGAAAAAUGUUCUAUAAAUA